Megachile rotundata (alfalfa leafcutting bee) is the source of this 2733-nucleotide messenger RNA. It is a transcript of the gene Snx6, whose product is annotated as sorting nexin 6. Gene Ontology annotation, biological process: phagosome-lysosome fusion involved in apoptotic cell clearance. Gene Ontology annotation, molecular function: phosphatidylinositol binding. Lineage: Eukaryota; Metazoa; Arthropoda; Insecta; Hymenoptera; Megachilidae. The record is from RefSeq and is a predicted model, not a curated record.
UUCUGACACAUUAUGAUUCGGUGAAACGUGUUUUACCGUCUGAAAGUUUUCUAUUAGUGAUUAUUUUAAAACAAAUAUAUAUUCAAAAUCAAUAACAUUUAUUCUUCGUAUUACAUUAAUUUUAAAUUUAUACAAUUUGAACCAUCAUUGGUUUAAUUUGUGCAGUCAUAUAUCGGUGAAACAUAGAACGUGUCAAAUAGACGCUUGGACGCCAUGAUGGACGGCAUAUGUGACACUGCCGACAUUUUAAAUAACGUUCCUCCUAAAAAGACAAUUCAUGCUGACAAUGUAGACCUCUCUGAUAAAUCGCUACAAGUGGAUAUUUCAGAUGCCCUCAGCGAAAAGGAUAAAGUAAAGUUUACAGUACAUACAAAAACCACGCUACCUGAAUUCCAAAAACCAGAUAACUUAGUUGUAAGGCAACAUGAAGAAUUUGUAUGGUUACAUGACCGAUUUGAAGAGAAUGAGGAAUAUGCUGGUUACAUUAUUCCUCCUUGUCCACCAAGACCAGAUUUUGAUGCCUCUCGUGAAAAGUUACAGAAACUUGGGGAGGGUGAGGGUAACAUGACUCGUGAAGAAUUUAACAAAAUGAAACAAGAACUGGAAGCCGAAUAUUUGGCUACAUUUAAGAAAACUGUUGCCAUGCAUGAAAUGUUUUUAACUAGAUUAGCACAUCAUCCAGUUUUUCGAAAUGAUCAUAAUUUAAGAGUAUUUUUAGAGUAUGAUCAAGAUCUUUGUGUGAGAGGAAAAAAUAAAAUGGAAAUGUUUGGUGGUCUAGUAAAAUCAUUUUCAACCACUACAGAUGAAUACUAUUUGUCAGCAACUGUGAAAGAUGUAAAUGACUUUUUUGAUCAGGAAAUGUCAUUUCUGCAAACGUAUCACCAUAAUUUAAAAGAAGCGACGGCUCGGGCAGAUAGACAAACCGCUAAACACAAAGAUGUAGCAGAUUCGUAUAUAAAAAUUUCUACAAAUCUUUUACAAUUAGCCACAACUGAUAAUGGUAAACUAGAAAGAUUUUUAACGAAAAUUGCAGAAACGUUUGAAAAAUUAAGGAAAGUUGAAGGACGGGUAGCAUCUGACGAAGAUUUAAAAUUGUCAGACACGCUUCGUUACUACAUGAGGGAUACAGCUGCUGCUAAACGGCUUUUGUUUAGAAGAUUGAAAGCUUUACACGCGUAUGAAACUGCAAAUCGCGCUCUUGAAAAAGCUCGUGCCAAAAAUAAAGAUGUUCAUGCUGCGGAACAAGCUCAAACGGAAGCAUGCGAGAAAUUUGAACAAAUGUCGGAGAAAGGAAAAGAAGAGCUAAUGGAUUUCAAAACAAGGAGAGUAACUGCUUUUAGAAAGAACCUAAUUGAAUUAACCGAACUAGAAAUAAAACAUGCAAAAGCACAUGCGGAAUUGCUCAAAAAAUGUUUAUCAGUUUUACGAGAAGAGUGAUCCAGUUUGAUAAGUCUCGUGGUACAGAUUACCAUGUAAUCUGUACGAAGAUCACGAUCUAUUUAAAAUUAUAGUAAUGUAAUCGUACUGUAAAAUAUAUAUUUUUUGUUAUCUAGAUUUAUAUUACCUCGAAAAAGGUAUUAUUAACUGUAAAAGGGCUCCAUAUACAAUUAAUUAAUGUUUAAUAUUUUCAAACUGUAUGUAAAUGUUAUAAUUCUUUAUGCUUAGAGAGUAGUUAUCUUUUUUAUAAAAUUUUUUAUCGAAGCAUUUGAUUCACAGUUAUAUAAUACAAUUACCUCUUGUCCAUUUCUGUAAAUUUAAUUUAAUUUGUUACAAGCUAAACAUAUCUUGUGUAAUCUACGUAUGUAUAUCAUGAGUAUUGCAAGGUGUUUUUUAAUGUGUGUUACAUUCAGGAAAUAAGAGAUUCAUAAUCUAGAACUAAGGUAAUGUAAAAUUAUGGGUAUAUAUUUUUUGAAAGUAAAAAGAUAAUAAUUCAACAAAGUUGAAAGUUUUAUAAAAGUACUUGUUGAUUAAUACAAAUAAUGGUAAAACUUUGUGAAUACUUAGUAAAUAAUAGGGUAAUCGUGUACAUAGCAAAUGAUCGAAAAUUAUAAAACAUUAAAGUGUAAAUGUAUUAUAACUGUAUUGAUUCGUAAUCUUUCAUAAUUUGAUUAAUUAGCGAUUAAUGUGGCAAAGCAUAAAAACAAUUGGGAUCGUAAUAUUAAUCGAAGAAUCUUUUAUUUCCAAAAUUUAUCACAUUUUAUGAAACGUCCUGUACAUAAUGAUUCCAUGUAAGUAUACGUGCACGUAUACGAGAAUGUUUAAAAAAUUUUGUUGUUAAAAAUAAAAUGCAAAAGGAUUGUUGGUGCAUUCAGUUAACACGCGGUCAGCAACAAAUAAUGAUAAAAGCAAUAUUAUUUCAAAUAAUUUUGUUUGCAUAAAUCCUUCAACACAAAAGAUUUAUAUAAAUUAGUAUAUAUAUAAAUAUAAAUAUAUACAUAUAUUAAAUUUUAAGAUUUUUACAGAUAAAUUAGUAUGUUGUAUAAUGUUAAUUCAAUUUACAAUAUUUCGUUUGUUCAAUAAAUUAUAGUUAUAUAAUAAGAAAAGGGACCCGAUUAUGCGUAAUUAUACGAAUGAAGAUGCGAUACACAUUUACCAAAAAAAAAAUCAUUCAAAGCUUGCCAAAGACGAUUAACUAAAACGAAAAAAAGGCAAUUCAUGUAACAUAACACACAUGUUUAUAUACACAAAGGUUUAUGUUUUUUUUUAUUCAUUUGAAAUAUACCAUUCUCUAUA